AUGCAACAAAACGGUGAUAGUAAUUAUAGUGCAUGUACAAACACCAAAAGUCAAAUUAAAAAUAAAGAGAAAAUAUUGGAUGGACCAAUAGGCAACGGUAAAACAGUAGUACAUGUAGAAACGACUAUUUCCACGGCCGCCGGUAAUUUAUCAUCACCAUAUUCUGCAACCACAGCUCUUUCUAAAUUCCUAGAAGAAAAUAACGACCGAGGCGGGAGCGCUGUCGCAGGAUGCAGCAGAAACAACAACAACAUUAAAUCUUCAGCAAAUCAAGGAAAUGCAAAUUCAUAUAAAGGUCCUGGACAUGGACAAGAACAAGAUCUUUCAAAUCAUGUAGUGGUAGGGGAGAUACGUGUAAAUAACAAGAAGCGAUUGGAUGAAAGAAUAAAUAAUACCAAUAAAAACAACAAUGUCCGAGAAAACGUGAAAUUCGACCAAGAAAAAACUCAAUAUGCAGAUAUCGAAAGAGCCGACAGAGAAUUUCGUACUCAAGUUUUUUUAGUCCAUACCUUAAUUUGCGUAAUGUGUUUCCUUAUUGGAAGAUAUGGAUUCUCUGUUGUCUUGAUUUGGAUUUUUAUCUCGCAAUUCAAUUCUUGGUAUAAUAGUCGUACUCGAGACACUAAGCAACGUAUCUCUUGGUACAUUCAACGUGAGCUUGGAUAUGAAAGGCUACGAAAUGGCGAUGGUGAAACUGUUGAAUGGCUAAAUUACAUCAUUCAACAAAUAUGGAGUACUUUUAAUCCGGAAUUGUUAGUCUCAAUUACUGAUAUGCUGGAAGACGCGAUGACUCGUAGUGCACCCAGCUUUGUGACUGCUGCAGUUAUCGAAAGUUUAGAACUUGGAAUAGUAGCUCCCCGCAUUGACAAUAUAACAAUACUUGGACAACGCGAGACUGAAGAUGGGGACGAGACUCUGAUUGGGGAGGCUAGUUUCUCGUUCAUUUCUUCUACAGACAAAAACUCGUCUGCCGCUGAAGUUGCUCCUCCACAUAUAAUUGCGUCGAUCAAAACAGGGCUUAAAGCCUACAUUCCGGUAAAAGUUGAAAUUAUUGGAUUUUCAGGAACGAUUCGUUUCGAGAUUCAGGCCACAGGCACUCCGCCAUUUGUUUCACGUGGCAAAUUUAGUUUGGUUAAUGCACCCACUUACGAAACGAGCAUUGUCAGCUUGGUUCCGAUAAACUUGGCACAGCUUCCGAUUCUUAAGAAUUUUCUCAAGACUAGUGUCAAUACUGCUUUACAUACCGUUACAUAUCCAAGUUCUACAGAUGUUGAUUUGGCUGAGUUACUUAGCGGUGAUGACGUCAAACAUGACACCUCAUCUAUCGGAGUUGUCAAAAUUGAUAUCUACGAAGCAAAAGAUUUGGCAAAAGUGGAUUUAACAGGCGAUAACGAUCCAUACGUUGUCUCAGCUCUCGAGCCAUCUCCAUAUAUACAUUCGGAAAUAACCUCGCGAAUAAUCGAAAAUGAUCCACACCCAAUAUGGAAUGAACAGCAUUUUCACAAAAUACCUGAAAUCGAUGUGCUUUCCGAGCAUGUCAAACUACGUCUGAGUGUAUGGGAUUGGGAUCGAUUUAGUCCGGAUGAUCACAUUGGUUCUGCCUGGUUUGAUUUGAUUGGCACGAUUGGAGAUGGGAAGGAAGAAAAGCUUGUAUUCGAUGGAUGGACAGAUUUAUUUUUGAAUAAUGAUCGGAGAACUAAGCGCGGAUGUCUUCGUUGUCGAAUUCUUUUUUCGCCAAAACUUCCAAAAGAUGCCGUGCCCAAAAAAGAGCAGACUUCCGGAAUUCUCGGUAUCCAAAUCCAGCAAGCAAUGAGUUUACAGGUGACAGCAGCUCCAUACACACAGCCCUCGUCAACGAUACCAUUAUUGGAUCACUUGACAGGCACAACUUUUCCGAAUCCUUAUGCUGUGGUGUUUCUUAAUGAUACGCAAGUAUAUCGAACGAGAGUUAAGUUAAACAAUGUAGCUCCAUACUGGAACGCGUGUACCGAACAAUUUGUGCGUGAUUGGAGUACCGCCACAUUACGAAUAUUGAUUAAGAAUCAACGAGAUCUUGAAUACGACCCGGUGAUUGGCAUUGUCACCGUGUCAUUAAAAGAGCUAUUCGAAUCCAAACAUAGGAAGGAUGUCACAAAGUGGUUUCCGCUACGAGAUGGUGUAGGAUGUGGUAAAGUCCGCUUAAGUUUUCUAUUUAAGCCAGUGACGCUAAAACUAUUGCCAACAGAAAAAGGAUACGAUGUGGGAACAUUAGAAGUGAAGAAUAUAAAGGCGGUAGAAUUAGAUAGAUAUCAUACAUCACGACACUAUUACGUAACACUUGAACUGAAUAUUUCACACACUCAUUCUCACGCGACCGAAUAUUCAUCUGCGAAGCCUCCCUCGUGGUCUGAUGUUGUCUUAUUCCCGAUUUUUGAACGGUACAAGAGAUGCCUAAGUUUUAAAAUUAAGAGACAAAAUUUUCUUGGGAUUGCUAAAACUGUCGGAAUCGCUGAAAUAUGGUUACGUGAUCUCAUAGAUCUCGAGGAAAAAAACAUAGAACUUCCUAUAUAUGAAAAAAGCUUGACUGCACAUCAAAAAUUACUAGCCCAACAAGGGGACAUAAGUGUCUCAAACCAACUACAACGAGGAUCACCAAAAAUCAAGGGAUACCUACAAUUCACCAUAAAAUUACUACCAGGUCUCUCGCCCCUACACGAAAAAAUGCUCCGACGCACUCUAACAGGCGCUAGUGCCAAAGUACUCGAGCACAAUCCCGCGCAUGAUAUCGAUCUUAUUCAGGAAAUUACGAAUUCUAAUUGUAGAUUCGAUCCGGACCUCGUGUCUGAACGUCGGUACAUCUCCGAAACUGCAGUUACUGAGGACCGGCGAAUCAACCAGUUUUAUGAGAGCCAAACUAUACGUAGAAUUCAAUGGAUUAAUGAUCUUGUUCGUGCACGGUUGUCGCAUUUGAUCGGGCGUCAUGAGUGGAGCGAAGAUCUACAAGUUGUUGAAAGGGAAGCUUGA
Molecule: messenger RNA, 3000 nt
Organism: Ambispora gerdemannii
Lineage: Eukaryota; Fungi; Glomeromycota; Glomeromycetes; Archaeosporales; Ambisporaceae
Source: the annotation of a GenBank genome assembly